This is a messenger RNA of Lagopus muta (rock ptarmigan), 2778 nucleotides long. RefSeq names its product immunoglobulin superfamily containing leucine rich repeat 2 (gene ISLR2). Bases 349 to 2448 code for a protein of 699 amino acids. The record is from RefSeq and is a predicted model, not a curated record. Gene Ontology annotation, molecular function: protein binding. Lineage: Eukaryota; Metazoa; Chordata; Aves; Galliformes; Phasianidae. The transcript is spliced from 3 exons.
CAGCUGUUUGGCUCUGCUGCUGUCCCCACAUGCAAGGUUGGCUGCAGCCACGCCGAGGCCAUCUGCUCCCCGGGAGCAGGAGGAGUGACACGCUGCUGUCCUUUCUACACAAGCUGCAUUGCUGCUUCUGAAAGCACAUUGUGAGCCCCAUUGCCAGCCCGGCCCCGCUCCGGUGCGCAGCUCCGAACCCGGCGAGGUGCGGGGUGCCCCAGGCACGCCGAGCCCCUCACAGCCGCCUCUGGGCGCCUCCGGGCUGCGGGGAACGGGGCUGGGGAGGAGGAUGCGGAGGAGCGGCAGCGGAGGGGAGAAGAGCUGCGUGUUGCUCAGCGGCACUUAGGAGCGGGGGACAUGGCCCCGGUGCUGUGGUUGUGGCUGGCAGCCCUGCUGGGCUCAGCCCGGGCGUGCCCCGAGCCCUGCGCUUGCGUGGAUAAGUAUGCCCACCAAUUCGCCGACUGCGCCUACAAGGAUCUCCAGGUGGUGCCCACUGGGCUGCCCUCCAACGUGACCACCCUCAGCCUGUCGGCCAACAAGAUCACGGCUCUGCAGCGGCGCUCCUUCGUGGAGGUGACCCAGGUGACAUCCCUCUGGUUGGCACACAAUGAGAUCCGUGCCAUCGAGCCCGGCGCCUUCGCCAUCCUGGUGCAGCUGAAGAACCUCGACAUCAGCCACAACCAGAUCGUGGACUUCCCCUGGCAGGACCUCUACAACCUCAGCGCCCUGCAGCUGCUCAAGAUGAACAACAACCACAUGGCUGUGGUGCCCCAAGGGGCUUUCCACACCCUGAAGGACCUGCGGUCUCUGCGCAUCAACAACAAUAAAUUCACCACGCUCGCCGAAGGCAUCUUCGACUCGCUCAGCUCCCUGUCCCAUCUGCAAAUCUACAACAACCCCUUCGAGUGCUCCUGCAAGCUCCAAUGGCUCAGGAAGUGGAUGGACAGCACGCUCAUCUCCAUCCCGGAGAAGGAAUCCAUCACCUGCAGCCUCCCGGAGCAGCUCCGUGGGGUGCCGGUGGGGAAGAUCCCCGAUGCGCAGUGCACCUCGCCCUCUGCACAGCUUACCUACUACCCCAACCUGGACACCACGGAGCUCUUUGAUGGCUUCACCUUGACGCUGCACUGUGCCGUGACAGGCACUCCACCACCCGAAGUCAGCUGGAAGAUCCGCACCUCCAGCCAGACCCUGGAGCUCAGCGGCAGCCCAAGUGAGAGUGCAGGGAAGGACCCCCCCAAACAGGACCCUGAGCGCUUCUUGGUCUUCAAGAAUGGCACGCUGGUGAUUCCUCACCUGAGCAAGCGGGAGGAGGGCACCUACACCUGCCUGGCCACCAAUGAAAUGGGGAGCAACCAGACCUCGGUCAACGUGGCUGUGGCUGGAUCCCAGAAGUACCCGCUGCAGCCUGGCAGGGACCCAACGGGAGGUAAAGCACAGCCAGGUGACAAGAAGCCUGGAGCCAAGGGAGCGAAGAACAGUGUGCUCACACCCGAUGAGAGGAGCAAACCCCUCAGCCCCACCCGGCAGAGCCACCCAUCCUCAUCGGGUGGGAUGGAGCCCACGGGAGACGGGAAAGUCCCCUUCCAGCUUCCUCCCUUUGAGAAGAAGUGUGGCUCCAUGCCAACCAGCAGAUACAUUUCCAACCAUGCCUUCAACCAGAGCGGUGACUUCAAGCAGCACACCUUCGACUUGGGUGUGAUCGCCUUGGAUGUGUCGGAGCGCGAUGCCCGGGUGCAGCUGACGCCUACCUACGUGCAGCCCGACAAGGUGCACCUGAGGAUGCUCUACCUGUGCCAGGAGAGCAGCCGUGGCCACGCCUUGGUGCAGUGGUCCAAGAUCGAGGAAGGAGUGAACUCAUACUGGUUCCAGGGCUUGAAGCCUGGCACCAACUACUCGGUGUGCCUCACUUACCUAGGGGAGGACUGCCAGGUCCAAGUGGUCUUCACCACCAAAAAGGAGAUCCCCUCUCUCAUCAUCAUAGUGGUCGUGAGCAUCUUCCUGCUGCUCCUGGCCACCCUCCCCCUGAUGGGUGCCACGUGGUGCCACCUCCUCUCCAAAUACCAGGGCAAAACCUACAAGCUAAUCAUGAAAGCCCAGAACCCAGACCAGAUGGAGAAGCACAUGGCUGCCGACUUCGACCCCCGCGCCUCCUACCUGGAAUCCGAGAAGAAUUACAACCCCAGCGAGGUGGGGGAAGGGGAAGCAGAGGAAGAGGACGAGGAUGAGGAAGAUGAUGACGAAGGAGGCAGGCGGAGGAGGAGGAGAGAAGCCGAAGAGACCACGGAGCUGGAGCGGGAGGAGAGCGUAGCAGCCAGCUCCAUGGCGGAGUCGCAGUCCAAAGCCAACGGUGAGGAGUUUGAGGUGCGCUCUGAGUACAGCGACAAGCUGCCGCUGGGUGCCGAGGCUGUCACCAUCUCCCAGGAGAUCAACGGGAACUACCGGCAGCGUCCUCGCUGAACCCCAAAAUCACUCCCCCGGCCCCCGUUCCCCCCAGCCCCCUCAGCCCCUCGGGGAGGCUGCCGCUUCCUCCUCCGGGGAAGGAGCAAGGAGAGACGGAAAAAAUCCACCCCUCCAUGCAUCCUUCUUUCUCCUCUUCUUCCUCCUCCAGGAGGCAGGCCCUCGGGGAAGGGGUUCGGGUCCGGGGGGGCGGAGGGCGAGCGGGACGCUGAUCCCCCAAUUUCGUUUCCGUUCAGAUUCAAAUUGAUCCCCGUUGCUGCUGCGGCGCAACGAUUCCCCGUCCCCCUCCCUCCCGCUUCCACAGCUCACCCCUUAUUUUCGGUCCGCUUG